Molecule: messenger RNA, 1746 nt
Organism: Brachypodium distachyon (stiff brome)
Lineage: Eukaryota; Viridiplantae; Streptophyta; Magnoliopsida; Poales; Poaceae
Exons: 2
Coding region: 184-1365 (393 amino acids)
Biological process (GO): regulation of DNA-templated transcription; chloroplast organization
Cellular component (GO): chloroplast
Molecular function (GO): double-stranded DNA binding
Source: RefSeq, a predicted model, not a curated record
UAACUGGCAACUCCGUAAAAAGAAUCACUCUGUGCAUUUCAAAGUUCUUGUCGUGGUUAAGUGGUUUUAGUUCAAAAGAAUUUAGGAAAAUUAAGGAGGGCUUUCUCCUUCGCUCCUGAUUCCAGUCUGCUUCGCCGCCGCCGCCCACAAAUCCGCCCCCUUUCCCUAGCCGCCGGCGACGCCAUGAUCCGCCUCCAAAGCUUCGUCCUUACCCGGCUCCUCUCUUCUCCCUCCGCCUCUCCCCUCCCCUCUCUCCACCGCCUUCUCUCCACGGCCGUGGUCGCCGCGCCCCAAAUUUCCCCGAACCCUGGCUUCGCCGUCGCAGACUAUCUGGUCGAGACCUGCGGCCUCACCCGACCGCAAGCCCUCAAGGCCUCCAAGAAGCUCUCCCACCUCAAGUCUCCCUCCAAUCCCGACGCCGUCCUCGCCUUCCUCGCCGGCCUCGGCCUAUCCAGCUCCGACGUCGCCGCCCUCGUUGCCAAGGACCCCAAGUUCCUCUGCGCCGGCGUCGGGGCAAUCCUGGAACCCAACGUCGUCGAGCUCACCGGCCUCGGUCUAUCGCAUUCUGAGAUCGCGCGCCUCGUCUCUCUCGAAGGCAGCCACUUCCGCAUUAGAUCCAUCGUCUCCAAGCUGAGCUACUACCUUCCCCUCUUCGGUUCCCCCGAGAACCUCCUCCGGGCCCUCAGGACAAACUCCUACCUUCUCACCUCCAGCCUCGACAAGGUGAUAGACCCCAAUCGGGCCUUCCUUCGGGAGUGCGGGCUAGCUGAUUGUGAUAUUGCCAAACUGUGCACCGGCGUGCCAUGGAUUCUUACCGCCAAAGCAGAGCGCAUCCGGUCGAUGGUGAAGUGCGCCGAAGCUAUAGGUGUGCCCCGUGGCUCUAAGAUGUUCCGGCAUGCAUUGCAUGCUAUCGGAUUCCAGAGUGAGGACGCGCUCGCUGCCAAAGUGGAGUAUUUGAAGAACACAUUCAGGUGGUCGGAGGCUGAGGCAGGCAUAGCUGUUUCUAAGGCUCCAACGUUGCUGGCGCGUUCCAAGGACACGCUGCAGAGCUUGUCAGAGUUCCUGAUCUCCGAGGUGGGGUUGGAACCGGCAUACAUAGCUCACCGGGCGGGACUGCUCACUUGCAGCCUGGAGGGCCGGAUCAGAUCCCGGUACUACGUUUUGAACUUUCUCAAGGCAAAUGGAUUGCUAAAGCGGGAGUUGAGCUGCUAUAGUGCAGUCAUGAUGAGCGAGAAGCUGUUCAUGAAGAGGAUCAUAAGCCCUCACAAGGAAGCUCUGCCACAGCUCGCUGAAGACUAUGCUGCCGCUUGCCGAGGGGAAAUGCCGACGAAUUUCAGAUUGACAUGGACCCAGAACGGGCUAUGAGGAUUGAUGGCUGCGUAUCAGCGUAUGGCGCAACAAAGUUUUCACCAUGCGUAAGAAGAAAACAUUGGCUGCAAUCUCUGAAGGAUAGAAGUCCAGGAAUAUAUUUGUGUUUCUGACAUUUGUUUAGGAUCAUGGAAAUUGCAUGUGUGGGUGGACCAAUUUUCUCUUUAUUUAGUAAGGAGUUAAUAACAUUGCUAAAUUGGCAGUGUGCAAGAUUUUCCACCCUGUUGACCAAUUAUAGUGUCUUCAACAAUGUAUUUUACACAGUUAUGUUUUCACGCCUUGAUGGAUAGUGAGACUAUUUACAUUCGUGGGUACCUGUAAACAUCUCUCCGUGUGAACUUUUCAAUUUCUGUGGUAAGAACUAGAUUUUUUUAACUA